Haliotis rufescens (red abalone) is the source of this 648-nucleotide messenger RNA. RefSeq lists its product as uncharacterized. The record is from RefSeq and is a predicted model, not a curated record. Bases 1 to 648 code for a protein of 215 amino acids. Lineage: Eukaryota; Metazoa; Mollusca; Gastropoda; Lepetellida; Haliotidae. The transcript has a single exon.
AUGGACAUCAGACACACCGGAAGUGGACUUCAAACACACGGGAAGCAGACAACAGACAUACCAGAAGGGGACUUCAGACACACCGGAAGGGGACAUCAGGCACACCAGAAGGGGACUUCAGACACACCGGAAGAGGACAUCAGGCACACCAGAAGUGGACUUCAGACACACCGGAAGCAGACAACAGACACACCAGAAGUGGACUUCAGACACACCGGAAGGGGACAUCAGGCACACUGGAAAUGGACAUCAGACACACCAGAAGUGGACUUCAGACACACCGGAAGCAGACAACAGACACACCAGAAGUGGACUUCAGACACACCGGAAGGGGACAUCAGGCACACUGGAAAUGGACAUCAGACACACCAGAAGUGGACAACAGACACACCAGAAGGGGAUAUCAGGCACACCGGAAGCGGACAUAAGGCACACCGUAAAUGGGCAUCAGAAACACCGGAAGUGGACUUCAGGCACACAAGAAGUGGACUUCAUACACACCGGAAGCGGAUAACAGACACACCGGAAGCGGACAUAAGGCACACCGGAAAUGGACAUCAGACACACCGGAAGUGGACUUCAGGAACACAAGAAGUGGACUUCAUACACACCGGAAGCGGACAACAGACACACCAGAAGUGGACUUAA